Messenger RNA from Lolium perenne, 2865 nucleotides. RefSeq names its product proline-rich receptor-like protein kinase PERK8. NCBI's taxonomy places the organism in Eukaryota, Viridiplantae, Streptophyta, Magnoliopsida, Poales, Poaceae. The record is from RefSeq and is a predicted model, not a curated record. Gene Ontology annotation, molecular function: protein kinase activity; ATP binding. Gene Ontology annotation, biological process: protein phosphorylation.
AAGAGAAAAAAACUAGACUAUUUUCUUUCUCCUUGGAAAAGCAAGGAAAGAGAGAGCGAGCGAGCGAGCGAGAAAAUUAUACUACCACCACCACUACUGCUCUCUCUCUCCACUGUCCAGCCAGGCAGCCACGGACACCAAGGCAGGCAGACGGGGAAGAGGAGCGAGAAAGGGAUGACCUCGGCGUGCUGAGCUGAGCUUGCCAUAGGUGUGCGGUGCGGCGCUGCAUUGCGGUCGGCGACAAGGAUCGUCUGCCUGCGUCUCGGAUCUUGGCAAGAAGCUGAGCUCGGCAGACUGCUGCUGGCCAUUGGCCUGCCCGUCCAGCGCCGCCCUGCGUGAUCUGCUGCGCGCCACCGCGCGCGCGCCGCCGCCCCUCUUCGUUGCGUGGGUGCGAGGGUUCGGAUCUUGAGGCGGUCGCUGUCGCGAGCCUCCCCUCUCCUCUCCUCCUCCUCCCCAGGGUAGGGUGGGUGGCAGCUCCCGCCCAUUCAACCGGUGGUUCGCUCCGCGCCUGAUUGGGGACAGCCGGCCGACCGCGUAGGGAGGAGAUCUGCCCGUCGCCGCCGACCUGCAGAUCCCCUGCCUGCGCCCACGCCCACGCUGCACUGCUGUCGAGAUACUUCCGGAGGCUCGCGCUGGCCGUCGGCGCGGAUCCAUUCAUGCCGCCGCAGCCGGCCACGUCGGCGUACGCCGUGCCGCACGGCCAGCCGCAGCCACAGCCCGCGCCGCGCCCGCCAGGCUGCCCCUACUCCUCCUCCGCCUCGGCGCCGCCCGUCUCCACCUCCUACCACUCGCUGCCCCCAGCGACAUCCCCUCCGCCGGUAAGCAGCCCCCCUCCAGCCUCCCCGCCGCCCUCGCCAUCGCCCUCGUCUCCCCCGCCCGAGCCGACAUUGCCGCCGCCACCAGCAUUGUCGCCCCCACCACCAGACGCUCCACCUCCAACCGUCCCACCACCGCCCUACGCCGAGCCGCAGGCGCCGCCGCCGCCAACGGCGACCGACCAGCCGCGCGUGCAGCCCCGCGUGUACCCUUCGCCGCCGCCCCCAUCCCUCCCCCCGCCCCCGCCCGUAGCCGUCUCGCCACCUGCCCCGCCUCCAUCCCACCCACCAUCGCCCUCGCCCGCUCCAUCCCCAACACCCGCACCCGCGCCGGUCGCGGCCUACUCCCCUCCGCCCCCGCCGCGAGUCGCCCCUCCCCCACCGCCGCCCCACCACCCCAGGCCACAUUACGUCACCUCGCGCUCGCCCGUGAGGCCGCAUUCAAACUCCACCCGCUCGCCUCCCGGCAACAACAUCGAGAUAUCCAGGGGCACGGCCACCACCAUUGUGGCGGUUGCCAGCCUCGCCAUGCUCAGCUUCAUCGGCGCCACCAUCUGGCUCGUCAAGAAGAAGCGCCGCCGGGGAGAGCCUCCUGCAGCGGGACUGCCGACGCAGCAACCACCUCCCCCGCCGCCGCCCAAUUACAUUCCCUCCUCUGCUGCAUCCUCGCUAGCAUCAGACGGGUUCUACUUGCGAUCACCGGGGUAUCCAUUCAUGAGGUCCAGCACCGGGAGCCAUGGCUUCCCGUACUCGCCGGCCGACUCCGGGAUAGGCUACUCCAGGAUGCUCUUCACGCCGGAGAAUCUGUCAGCAAUCUCAAAUGACUAUGCGGAGGAGAACCUUUUGGGAGAAGGUGGAUUUGGGUGUGUCUACAAGGGCAUCUUGCCGGAUGGUCGACCUGUGGCUAUCAAGAAGCUUAAGAUUGGGAAUGGGCAGGGCGAGCGAGAGUUCAGGGCCGAAGUUGAUACUAUCAGCAGAGUACAUCAUAGACAUUUGGUUUCACUGGUAGGUUACUGCGUAUCUGAGGGCCAGAGGAUGCUUGUUUAUGACUUUGUUCCCAAUAACACCCUCUAUUAUCAUCUCCAUGUAAAUGAAGUACCACUUGAUUGGCGUACGAGGGUUAAGAUUGCGGCUGGAGCAGCUCGUGGAAUUGCUUACCUGCACGAAGAUUGUCAUCCUCGGAUUAUACAUAGGGAUAUUAAAUCAUCUAAUAUUUUGUUGGAUAACAACUUCGAAGCUCAGGUUUCUGAUUUUGGGCUUGCAAGGUUAGCGGGUGACACCAAUACACAUGUCAGUACGCGUGUUAUGGGAACAUUUGGGUAUUUGGCUCCGGAGUAUGCAUUGUCAGGCAAGUUGACAGCAAAAUCUGAUUUAUAUUCUUUUGGAGUGGUUCUUCUGGAACUUAUUACUGGAAGAAAACCUGUUGACUCUUCUCAGCCGCUGGGAGAUGAGAGUCUUGUCGAAUGGGCUCGGCCCUUUCUCACGGAUGCAAUUGAACAUCGAGUAUUUGGUGACCUUCCUGAUCCAAGGAUGGAAAACAAGUUUGAAGAAAAUGAGAUGUUUCACAUGAUAGGAGCUGCAGCUGCAUGCAUUCGGCAUUCUGCAGUGAUGAGACCUCGAAUGGGGCAGGUGGUAAGAGCAUUGGAUAGUUUAGCCGACUCUAACCUAAACAAUGGCCUUCAACCUGGCCGGAGCGAGGUAUUCUUAGAACCACGAACGGAAGAGAUUAGAUUGUUCCAGCUGAGAGAAUUUGGCAGCCGGGAUUGUAGUGACGACUUGAGCCAAGCUAGCUGGAGAAGUCGGAGAGAUCUGUAAAGAGCGUCGGUACACGAUCAUUAACAAUUUUUUUGGUCAUUCUUUACAUGUAAUUAUCUCUUUUACAUGAUUUUUUUUCUCCCUGACCGCAAUUCUUGUUCCCCUCGAAGUAAAUUUUGCAUUCUUUCAGGAGUUAAGUAAAUUCCUUCUUUCUUUUUCUGGUGAAAUGAAGAAUAUACAGAAAGUUUGCCUUCUGGCAUUCCCAGAUAAAAAUAACUGUAAUAUGUUCUCUGUU